UCUGCCAUUCAUUUGGAGGCUCAAAUGCGGCUGAAAUAAGGUUGGAGGACAGUCCAUAAACAACUUGCCCUGUUUCUCCCAAGGCUUGUGCUCGAAUGAAGUCUGUGACUGCUAUUUCUUCCUCCAUUCCUUGUCUCAACAAAGCUUUUCGUACUCUGUUUACUCUCUCCACAACAACAAACCCUCCUGCUUUCCGUAACCUACAUACGUCACCGAUACGCUAUCGACCGAUUACCGUUACCUUCUCUCUCAUUCUCCCUCGGCAAUCACAUAGCUUGAACCACAGCUUUGUUUCCUCGCGUAAGAAGCCUAAUUUCGCUGUGUCAAAAUGCCUCUCUUCGAUAUCCUCGUCAGCACACACUGUGGAUUGGAACGACGCUGUUUCGUGUUCGGAGAUUGGGGAAGAGGCGUUGGAGCAGGAAAAGGAUGAGGAUGAUGAUGCUAGUGCUACUGCUGUUAAGCCUUAUAUACCUGUUAGGGCUUUCUUUUUCUCUACUAGUGUGGAUUUGCGGAGCUUAGUGGAGCAGAACAAGCAGAAUUUUGUUCCACCUUCGUCUCGAAUGACAAAUUAUGUUGUUUUAAGAUUUGGGGACACCAAGAAGGCACCCAGUGCUUUAGGUGCCAACUUAAGUGGCAGUGACUGUUGUUACAUGGUUGUUUUCCAAUAUGGCUCGAUUGUCUUGUUUAACGUUUCCGAUCACGAGGUUGAUGGAUACCUGAAGAUUGUCGAGAGACAUGCUUCAGGGUUAUUACCGGAGAUGAGAAAGGAUGAGUAUGAGGUAAGAGAGAAGCCAACUUUGAGCACAUGGAUGCAAGGUGGAUUAGACUACAUAAUGUUGCAGUAUAUGAAUGUAGAUGGUAUCCGAACCAUUGGCAGUGUUCUUGGUCAAAGUAUUGCUCUUGAUUACUAUGUUCGCCAAGUUGAUGGAAUGGUUGCUGAGUUUACGGACAUCAAUCGUGGAAUGGAAAAGACUGGAACUUUCACAAUGGAGAGGAAAAAGCUUUUCCAACUGGUUGGCAAGGCAAAUUCUAAUCUUGCUGAUGUGAUUCUUAAGCUAGGACUUUUUGAAAGAUCAGAUAUUGCAUGGAAGGAUGCGAAAUAUGCUCAAAUUUGGGAAUAUCUCAGAGAUGAAUUUGAGUUGACUCAAAGAUUCCAAAGCCUUGACUUUAAGCUGAAGUUUGUUGAGCAUAACAUACGAUUCCUUCAAGAAAUUCUUCAAAAUAGGAAGUCAGAUUUCCUUGAAUGGCUCAUUAUUAUAUUGAUCGGUGCAGAGAUCCUCAUUUCGGUUUAUGACAUUGCUCAUAAGUCGUCAAUCGCUCUGUAGGUUUAGCUUCUGAAGUGUUGGAAAUUUGGAAUAUCCCAUUGCACUCUAAUUAUGGCCUGGAGUUGCUGUACAUAUGAAAUCCUCUAAUAAUACACUAUGCUAUACGGCACUUGGUCUAUUAAUUGUAAAUGCACGAUGACUUUACAGUAGGGAGGUACAUCAUUUAAGCUUAGUGCCUCAAAAUAGGGGAUAUGAAUUUACAGAUGAUUGCAUUUUUGGUACCUUUCUCCUGUAAGUAUUGGUUUUCUUUAUUUUUCAAUUCUGGUUUCGCGCUCA
Messenger RNA from Lycium ferocissimum, 1601 nucleotides. RefSeq names its product protein RETARDED ROOT GROWTH-LIKE-like. Bases 96 to 1325 code for a protein of 409 amino acids. The record is from RefSeq and is a predicted model, not a curated record. The transcript has 7 exons. NCBI's taxonomy places the organism in Eukaryota, Viridiplantae, Streptophyta, Magnoliopsida, Solanales, Solanaceae.